Molecule: messenger RNA, 1086 nt
Organism: Danaus chrysippus (African queen)
Lineage: Eukaryota; Metazoa; Arthropoda; Insecta; Lepidoptera; Nymphalidae
Source: the annotation of a GenBank genome assembly
AUGCCGAUCUGUGCUGGAUGCCACAAAAAUUUACUUAAGAAAGAAUUUAUGACAUGUUCAUCUUGUAAAUCGAAAUAUGAUAUUCAGUGUGUUAACAUGUCUUCUGAACAAUAUGACCAAAUGAGUUUACAACUUAGGAAUAGUUGGAAGUGUCCCAAAUGUAGCAGUAAACAACCAAAAAUGGGCAAUAUUAAUACACCUAUUCGCUCUGGUCUUACUAAUGCUAGUUGCGGUAACAACUUCAAUAAUGAAACAUCAUUUGUUACUACGCGUAAAAUACAAAGCAAAUCUCCGCUGGCAUCCGAAAGUGGAAUGCAGAAUUAUAUUACCGAGGAAGGGUUCCGCUAUAUACUCAAACAAGAACUUACUGCAACCAUUAAAGACUUAGUCAGUGCACAGUUGAAUAACAUUAAUGAACAGAUAGCAGAGUUUUGCGAGUCACUUUCUUUUAUAAAUAAACAAUACGAAGAGAUUAAAAACAUCAUAGACGAGAAAACUACAAUUAUUGAACAGUUAAAGAAAGACAAUGAUCAUUUAAAAGACACUGUUAAAGAUCUUGCCACUCGUUUAAAUGUAGUAGAAUUACAUAUGAGAGAGUGUAACAUAGAAAUUAAUGAAUCUUGGCUGAAUUCAAACAUUUCUAACAGCGAAUGGAUUGAUGAUCGCUACAUUGUCUACCGUAAAGAUAGAGUAUGUUCAACAGAAUCUAAGAAGGAUGGGGGAGGAGUAAUGAUUGCUGUGUCACGAGAUUAUUCUUCGUUUCAUAUCACUAGUUUUGACAAUGAUAACUUAGAAGCUAUUUGGGUAGGGCUUGAGGUUGAGACUCAUGGAGUAACUAAAAAACUUGCAAUCUGUGUUGUGUAUUUCCCCCCACCUGUUAAAUUGGAUUCUUUAAAACGCUUGUUUGAUAGUGUCGAUUUAAUCUUGGAAGAGAUUAUUGUUAUAGGAAGUUCCGAGAAGCUCGUCGCUGGUGGAGAAGCGGGUCGCGUCAUCUCAGGGGAUUCGUUUGAGACGAGACGACGCGAGCUGAAUUAUGAUGAGACGGAUAGCUCACCUCUAUCACGAACAUUAAAUAUAAUAUAUUGA